Molecule: messenger RNA, 1307 nt
Organism: Oreochromis niloticus (Nile tilapia)
Lineage: Eukaryota; Metazoa; Chordata; Actinopteri; Cichliformes; Cichlidae
Product: glucosamine-6-phosphate isomerase 2
Exons: 7
Coding region: 155-982 (275 amino acids)
Biological process (GO): D-glucosamine catabolic process; N-acetylneuraminate catabolic process; carbohydrate metabolic process
Cellular component (GO): cytoplasm
Molecular function (GO): glucosamine-6-phosphate deaminase activity; identical protein binding
Source: RefSeq, a predicted model, not a curated record
GUAAUAAUACUACUAAUGUUUUGAUAUAACAUGUUUUGGACCACGCGGACUUCCAUAUGUUCCACACGUAUCAGCUGACGGGCAGAUGAUCACGUGACGAUCAUCUGAUUCCUGAUCAGACAAACGACAGAUUUUUCAGUGAGACCUUACUACUAUGAGGCUGGUCAUUCUCGACGACUAUGAUCUGGCCAGUGAGUGGGCAGCAAAAUACAUCCGCAACAGAAUAGUCCAGUUUAAGCCUUCUGCUGACAGAUUCUUUACUCUGGGCUUGCCAACAGGUAGCACUCCUUAUGGCUGUUACCAGAAGUUAAUUGAAUACUACAGACAUGGUGAUAUUUCAUUCAAAUAUGUGAAAACCUUUAACAUGGAUGAGUAUGUCGGUCUACCUCGUGCUCAUCCGGAGAGUUACCACUCCUACAUGUGGAACAAUUUCUUCAAGCACAUUGACAUUGAUCCAGCUAAUGCUCACAUUCUUGAUGGAAAUGCACAGAACUUGGAGGAAGAGUGUCAGGCUUAUGAGCAGAAGAUCGCUGAAGCUGGAGGAAUCGAGUUGUUUGUUGGAGGUAUUGGUCCUGAUGGUCACAUAGCAUUCAACGAGCCUGGCUCCAGCCUGGUUUCCAGAACGAGAGUGAAAACCCUUGCAAAGGACACCAUUGUGGCAAAUGCUCGUUUCUUUGGCAAUGACCUCUCCAAGGUUCCCACAAUGGCUCUGACUGUUGGUGUAGGAACUGUCAUGGAUGCCAAGGAGGUGAUGAUUCUUAUCACAGGAGCACACAAAGCUUUUGCUCUCUACAAAGCCAUAGAGGAGGGAGUUAACCACAUGUGGACAGUAUCAGCGUUCCAGCAGCACCCACGCACCAUUUUUGUCUGUGAUGAGGAUGCCACCUUGGAGCUCAGAGUCAAAACUGUCAAAUACUUCAAAGGUUUAAUGCAUGUCCAUAAUAAACUGGUGGACCCAGUGCUCAGCAUAAAAGACCAGUAAAGGAGCCAGUGACUAAGGAAGACAACUGAAGGUUGUGACCAAUGAUUUCAGGAUUCAACAUAACUGUUCCACGUCUGAAGAGCUGGUGUUUGAGUCCUUAACUGUGCAUGUUGUUUAUUCAGAAACUUACUUUGAAUGUUAUUCUUUUUAGACUGUUACUGAUUAUUAGUGAAAGGUCACUGUUCAUUUAUGUUGCGAUGUAGUUAUAACAUGAGUUUACCUAUCUGAGGCGUUUUGUUUAAUAUUUAACUAAUUAAAACUAGUUCAUGUUUAACUAGUUUUUUCAGGAUUACUUUUUUCCACAAAGUAAUGACCAUAAACAAAA